Rotaria sordida is the source of this 1008-nucleotide messenger RNA. Lineage: Eukaryota; Metazoa; Rotifera; Eurotatoria; Philodinida; Philodinidae. The record is from the annotation of a GenBank genome assembly.
AUAUUGUCAAUAUAGUACUUAAAAUAGGCCGGUACGGCAAGGGUUAAAUUAAAAGAAAAAAUAUAAAAAAUAAAAAUAAAAAAAUAAAUAAAAAAAAAAUAAAAAAAAAAAUAAAUAAAUAAAUAAAUAAAAAAGAGAAAAAUAAACAAAUAAGUAAAACAAUCACCAAAUCAACAAACAAUUCCAUCAACAGUAAACAACAACGACAACUACAGAUAGCCCCAAUGAACAAAACAACCAACACAAUGACGAGAAACAAACACAAAGACAACACAUGCCUAAGGACACUUAUUUAUAUAUAACCACAUGGAUAUUUGAAUUGACUUAUUUAGAUAGUUGAUAUUCAUCACGUGAAUCACAACAACAUCAAUCAAUUCAAAACAAACAUUUUCAUCAUCAUUAUUACCUGUAACUGAUGAUAAAUUUUAUCAAUUUGGUUAUAUUAAUGAAAAACGUAAAUGUCUUGGUUCAUCAGUUCCAUUUCAAUUAAAUUGUUCAAUUGAUGAUAUUGAUUUAUUAUCAAGUACAUUAUUAGAAACAUCAAUAGAAAAAUCUAUGUAAACAGAUAAUGAUGGUCUUAUUGCAUUACAAGAUUAUGAUAAUGAUGAUCUUGUUGUUGUACAUACAAAACGAAUGUUAAUUGAAGAACAAUUACGUCAAGAAAAUCGUCAAUUAUUAGAAAUAAAUCGACGUUUAGAACAACAAUUAUGUGAUUUACGUUUAACAACAGAAAAAUAUCAAAUAUCAAUGCAAGGACAAAUAAAUGCAUAUACAAAACAAGCAUCACAACAAGGAAAUCAAAUACAUGCAUUAAAAACAUCAAAUAGUUUAUUAUGUCGUUCGAAUGAAAUUUGGUGUUUAACUAUGACAAAUGUUGAAUUUAUUAUUGAUAAUUCGCCACUCUCAAAUCAUCAAUCAUUAUAUUUUAUAAUUAUUGUUAAAGAACAACAUAAAAUAAAAUUAAUUAUAAAUCAAUAUGAUUCUCUUAAUCAACGUCCUGACGUAUAG